Molecule: messenger RNA, 924 nt
Organism: Coniosporium apollinis CBS 100218
Lineage: Eukaryota; Fungi; Ascomycota; Dothideomycetes
Exons: 3
Coding region: 1-924 (307 amino acids)
Biological process (GO): protein geranylgeranylation; protein farnesylation
Cellular component (GO): cytoplasm; protein farnesyltransferase complex; CAAX-protein geranylgeranyltransferase complex
Molecular function (GO): protein farnesyltransferase activity; CAAX-protein geranylgeranyltransferase activity
Source: RefSeq, a predicted model, not a curated record
AUGCCUAAAUACGCAGAGGAUCCAGCAUGGAGCGAUGUCGAGCCCCUACCGCAGAACGAUGGCGGACCCAAUCCGCUGGCUGCAAUAGCCUACACCGAAGAAUACAGCGAAGCGAUGUCCUACCUACGAGCGGUCAUGGCGAGCAAUGACAUGAGCGAGAGGGUGUUGGAUCUUACAGAGGAUAUCAUCAACAUGAAUCCUGCGCACUAUACCGUCUGGCUGUACAGAGCCAAGGUCCUCUUCAAUCUGAACUACGACCUCCGCAAAGAGAUAGACUGGCUCAACGACACGGCCCUCAAGCAUCAGAAGAACUACCAGAUCUGGCAACACCGGCAAACCAUCAUCAACCGGCUAGGCUCGGCAGAUGGAGAGACAGCAUUCAUCGCGAAGAUGUUUUCCAAGGACCCGAAGAACUACCACGUCUGGAGCUAUCGGCAGUGGCUUGUGCGGAGGUUCGAGCUGUGGGACGAAGGCGAGAUAGAAGCUGUGGAAGGCAUGAUUAAAGAAGACGUGAGGAACAACUCGGCAUGGAAUCAUCGGUGGUUCCUCGUUUUCGGGCGGGAUUCGAGCGCGCACAAAGAGCAGGAUGUGAUUGAACGUGAGCUUGAAUAUGCCAAGAAAGCCAUUGUUCUCGCGCCGCAAAACCAAAGCCCAUGGAACUACCUCCGUGGCGUCUUGCGCUACGCUGAGCUGCCAGUUUCUCACGUGAGGGAUUUCGCCUUGGGAUUUGCACCUGCGGACUCGCCCGAUGAUGUCCGCUCAAGUUAUGCCCUGGAUCUCCUGGCCGACGUCUACGAGGAACAACAUCAGAAAGAAGAGGCCAUCAAGGCACUGGACUUGCUCGCCACAAAGUACGAUCCAAUACGGGCAAGAUAUUGGGAGUACAAGAAGAACUUGCUAGAACAGCCUACGGCCGCCGCAUAA